GCCACGGCAGCGAUACAAACCUCUGUGCUUUGGCUGAUGCAACUUAAACGGUGUCAGCUCAGAUUUUUGUUGUCGUUUUUAAAUAUGUUAGUUGAUGUAGAGAAAUGUGAGAAAAAUCCGCAAGCCCAAAGUAUGCCAGCUUUUGUUUUAAGUACUCUAACUUUUUAAACUAAUGUUGUUAUUUAUCUAUUUACAUUUUUUAAAAGAAAUGAUUUUAUUCUGUCCUUGAUUAAUAACAUGUAUCACUUUUUUGUGACUGUUAUCUUAUGGCAUACGAACUGACUAGUAAUAAUGAUGCAAUAUUGCUGCAUCCGUACGUACUCGAUAUUUCGCAUUUCUGAUGUAAUAUCCUUCAGUGUGCGUAUAUUAGCGGAAGCAUUUCUCCAGCAUGCUAUGUUUCUAGGGGGAGAGAUUUCGUGCGGGACCGGUUGCUUGGUUCAUUUACUUCAACAUGCCGACUGACACCAAACGUGUUCGUGGUCCAGAAGUGUCUCAGAGCCCGUCUCUCUUUUCGUGCGUUCCGGCGGCGGUUCUGCCCUUGAAGGGGCCCAGAGCGGACGGUCGGCGACGGGAUCAGGUCGACGUCCGGCCCGUUUUCGUCCGCUGUGGCCUGGUGAGCCAAGCUAAAGGCUCCGCGUACUUAGAGGCUGGAAACACCAAGCUGAUGUGCUGCGUUUAUGGCCCCAGAGAAACAGACCGGAAGGAUGAGACGGAUAUGAAAUGUGGAAGAUUGACUACCGACAUGCGCUUUGCUCCAUUUUCCUGCCCGGAGAGGGGCUCCUGGAUUCAGGGGAGUCAGGACAAGGAUUUUUCCCUGAUGUUACAUGAGAGCCUGCAGCCUGCCAUAUGUCUCCACAAAUACCCUCGCUCUCAGAUCGAGGUCAACGUGAUGGUUCUUGAGAACAGCGGUUCAGUUCUGGCCCAUGCCGUCACAUGCGCCUCUCUUGCGCUUGCAGAUGCAGGGAUCGAAAUGUAUGAUCUGGUGCUCGGUUGCUCCAUGCGCCAGGAUGGCACCUCCUAUGUGGUUGACCCCUCCUACAUGGAGGAAAACGGCUGCAACUCGGUAAGCUGUGAGAACCAGGGUGGUCUGACUGUCGCAUUCCUCCCAAGCCUGAACCAGAUUUCUGGACUACAGUCUGAUGGAGAAAUGACUGAAGAGACUCUAACCGCUGGAGUGAGGACCUGCAUUGAGGGAUGCUAUAAACUGUACCCAGUUAUCCAGCGUGCCCUGACGAAGGCUGUGCGCAAAGCUGCGCCAUCACAAUCAGAGAGCUGAGUGAACCACGAACUCCUCCGUUUAUGGUCUUUCCUGUAGAUCAUUUCCAAUCGUUACUAAAGAACGUGAUCUAUUUUUCCAUGUGUGAUAUUAGUUUAUAUAUUAAAAGAAAAAUAUGAACUCUGA
This is a messenger RNA of Neolamprologus brichardi, 1402 nucleotides long. It is a transcript of the gene exosc6, whose product is annotated as exosome component 6. Gene Ontology annotation, molecular function: RNA binding. Gene Ontology annotation, cellular component: nuclear exosome (RNase complex); nucleolus; cytoplasmic exosome (RNase complex). The record is from RefSeq and is a predicted model, not a curated record. NCBI's taxonomy places the organism in Eukaryota, Metazoa, Chordata, Actinopteri, Cichliformes, Cichlidae. Gene Ontology annotation, biological process: nuclear mRNA surveillance; rRNA catabolic process; poly(A)-dependent snoRNA 3'-end processing.